AUGGGAAGACAAAAAGAAAAGUUUUGGCAACAUGCUGAGCAACUUGAUAGUUCACAUUUCAAAUGCAAAUUUUGUGAAAAACAAGUUUUUGGAGGGGUCACUCGACUCAAGUAUCAUUUAGCUAAGGUUAGUGGUCAUGAUGUUGCCUCUUGUGAAAAAGUAUCAGAUGAUGUCCAAGCAGAAGUUCUUCUUGCUAUUAAUUCUGAAUCAAGUAGUAAAAAGCGGAAGAGUUAUACCAGUGAUGCUUUCAUCAAUUUUGUGAAGUGCACAGCUCAUUAUGGUCCUAGUGUUCCUAUUCCAAGUUAUGGAACCCUUCGUGGAAGAAUAAUUCCUGAAGCAAGAAAGGACCUUGAAAAAUAUGCUGAAAAAGUAAAAUUUUCUUGGAAGCAAACUGGUUGCAUAUUCAUGUCUGAUUCAUGGACUGACUUGAAGAAGCGGUCUUUUCUUAAUGUGAUUGCUUAUUCCCCGGGUGGUGCUCUCUUUUUGAAGUCAGAGGAGUGUUCUCAUGCUAGAUUGACUGCUUCUUAUAUAUUUGAUAUUCUUGACAGAGAGAUUCAAAGUAUUGGCCCAUAUUUAGUGGUUCAUCUAAUUUCAGACAAUGCAUCCAAUUAUUCAAGUGCACUUGAUAUGCUUACUGAAAAGUAUCGUUGGUUGUUUAAGACUCGAUGUCCAGCCCAUGGUAUCAAUCUAAUGUUGAAGGAUAUCUAUGAAAAGGUUUUUUGGGUUCAAGAGAUUUUUGAUGAGGCGAAAAGAAUUAUUGACUACUUGUACAAGUCAAUAAUUGUCUUAUGGUUGAUGAGGAGUUUCACAAACAAGGAUCUAAAAUAUCCUUGCAAAACUAGAUUUGCUUUAAACUUUUUAAUGCUUCAAUCAAUUGUUGAAGUGGAAGAGAAGCUUAGACUCCUAGUUGCAUCAGCUAAGUGGAGGAGUCUAAGAAAUUCGAGAUCUUUUGAAGCAAAUCGAGUAGUGAACACGAUUCAAAGGGAGUCAUUUUGGAAUGAUUCAAAAGAGAUUUUGAGAUUUAUGGAACCAAUCAUUCGAGUUCUCCGUUUGGUUGAUAGUGAUGGGGCUACAUCAGGGUAUUUGUAUGAAGCAAUAGAAAGAACAAGAGAGGUAUUGGAGAAGCUUUAUGAGGAAGACCACCGUGAAAGAUUCAAAAAGAUUCCUCAAAUGAAAGAUGCAACAGAUUUCAUUGGUGAGAUAGUGGUUCCACAAGAUGAGAGGAGAGAAUAUUAUGGACAGCUGGCAAGCAUUGAGGACGUUGAUAAAGAGCUAGAGAGAUUGUUGGAUGAUGUGGAUGAUAGCAUUGCUGAAGACUUGCUAUUUGGUGCAAGUGCUAGUUUUACUAAGAACGAGACUCGACCCCCAUAUAGUGUAUAA
Molecule: messenger RNA, 1380 nt
Organism: Macadamia integrifolia
Lineage: Eukaryota; Viridiplantae; Streptophyta; Magnoliopsida; Proteales; Proteaceae
Exons: 4
Coding region: 1-1380 (459 amino acids)
Molecular function (GO): DNA binding
Source: RefSeq, a predicted model, not a curated record